UCGUCCGCCUACAGUUGCACUCGACUCGCCAAUCCGUAAGCACGCGACAGUCAUCCGCAAGACGACGGAUAUAUCAUUCGCGCGAGAAACACAAAUCUAGCGUACUCUCAAGCACACACGUACACUUAGUGCGAAAUCCGAUAUAUCGAAUUUUUUUCAAGUGAAGUCGAAAAAAAGGUCGGAGAGAGAGAAGAAGCGGCGAGUGUGCGAGAUAUUCGAAAAAUUCUCGCAACGUUUUACCUGUGGUCGGUGUGCACGAUCUGAAAGUACUUUCAGUGAGUUAUUUGGAAUUUUCGAGUAAUCGAAGUUUUCGCGGCGGGAUUCGACGAGCAGCAUCAUCGACGUCUCGCGCGUCCGCGGUGUUUUUAUUUAUUUAGAAAGUAGAAAAUUUUUUCAUUGCCGUGAACAUUAUUAAAUAUUUACAUUUAUAUAUAUAUAUAUAAAAUACUCCAAGUAGUCGAGAGUAAUAGCGUACGUAAGUACGAGAGAUUGGAUAUUAGCUUCGUGCCGCAACACACACUUCAGUCAGUUGGAUCGUUAGUUCUUACGAAUAUACUCGACUAUGAGUGUUUGAGUAUUUGCGCGCGUAAUCGCUCGAUUAAAAACCAAUACUUCGAUUUUCUCCGAAGCCAGGAAGAAUCUUCUUUUCGAAGAUCAAAAUAAAGAAGAGCGGUGCUUCUUGGAAUAAGAGAAACAAAAUCCGGAGAACAACGAGCCUUCUCUCGCUAUCUUCAAGAACGGGAGCGUCGUUCAGAGACCGACCCGGGAAGAGGCCGGGUACCUAUAGCAUAAAUAAAAGCACCUGACGUUGGAUAAGUUACCAGAUAAAAAUCAAAGUCAGUGAGUGCGGAAAGCGAACACGGACAAGAAGCACAGAAAAAGAGAGAAAACCUCACGCGCGUAUCUCUCGCGUGAGGAACGCAAAGAGAGGGGACGCCCUUACAUGCGUCAUCGCGCCGUUGCAGGUACAAAUCGCACGCGAGCGAACGCCUCGGCGGCAGUACACGUGCACGACGUCCGGUGUCGCACGCUGCGACAAUCGCCGCUUCCUUCUCGUUUGUCGUCGUCGUCGUCGUCGUCGUCGUCGUCAUCGUCAUCAUCGUCGCGUAGCUUUAUCGCACGCGAUAAAUGCUCCGUCGUUGUCGCGGAUGACGUUUCCUGUAUUCUCCAAGAUGAUUACCUGGAUCGUUUUUCUGACCCUCGGCGCCAUUUGCCACGGUGUUCCUGUGGCCGAUGAGCUCGUUGAGACGAGCACGAUCGGAGAAACCGGAAAUGUCUCAGAAGCGACCGUCGUUCCCGAGGCGGAAGGUCACUCGAUGGACGACAUAAUGCCGGGUACGAAGCCGCCGCCACCGCUGUCAUUGGUGUUCGUCGACGUUCCGGAGCACACGGAAACCGAACUGGGCUCGUCCGUGCUGUUGGCAUGCCGAACGGCCAAUCCUGUGGCCGAAUGCCAGUGGUCCUGGCAGCCAUUAACGCCGGUUCACCUGCCGCUUCCGGACGUCAGUGAAAGCCCGCCGGUUUCUACGACCACGGCGAUCUCGACGACCACGAUCGCGAGCACGGCGACUCCCACGACCCGUCCGUUGCCGGUACGACAAUUUCCUUCGUUCGGGAACAACAGCAACGAUUGCUCCGUGAGAUUCUCGAGCACCAAACACGAGCAGACGGGAUACUGGACCUGUGCGGCGAGAACUUCCACGAGCGAUCCUUUCACCAGCACCAAACCCGCUAAGCUCAGCAUUGUCAACACUAAUCACGGCGUCGUCAUCACGUUCGCGAAGCACGAAAACGUAAUCGAGGUGCCCGCGGGAUCAUCGGCGCAGAUAAUGUGUCAGACUAAAUCCUCGGUGCGCGAAUGCCAGUGGUCUUGGCGACAAUUGAACCAGUCGCAGCCCUGGAACCUCGAUGUUAAAUCGUUCCCAGCCUUCGGUAACGACAGCACGGAAUGCAGUAUCAAGUUCAAGAACGUUCUGCCGGAGCAGGAAGGCUACUGGACCUGCGGCGCGCGGAUCGAUCCGAAUUCCUCAUUCACCCAAUCGACUCCCGUUCGAUUUCUGAUAUCGGAAGUCGAGUUCGUGCAGUUGUCCCGCGGCGUUCAAGUAGCGGCCGGCGAAUCGGUUUUCCUUCGUUGUUUCGCGAACAAGCCGGUGGUGCAAUGCGAGUGGUCGUGGAGGCCGUCGAACUCGAGCAAGGAACCGCUGCUUGUGAAGAAGUUCAAUCCAAACAAGGACGCGGAUCACGACUGUUCCGUGCGAUUCAAAAACAUACUGUACGAGGAGGAAGGACUGUGGACUUGCGGCGUGCGUUUGACGCCCGACGGGAUUCUGCACACGGCUCCGCCGGCGACCGUCAGCCUGCUCCCGACCGCUAAAGUGAGCUUCGUCGACGUGCCAACGGACACGGCGGUACCGAUGGACACGGAAGCGACGUUGAAAUGCGUUACAAGCAGUCGCGUGGAAAAAUGCACCUGGAUCUGGAAACCUCUUCACAGCAACGAUCCCGAAAUCGUUGUCGACGAAUUUCCGAGCAACAGCGAUCUAGGACGCGACUGUUCUCUUCAUCUUCCGCAUUUGAACGCGGAGAAACAAGGUUACUGGAGCUGUCAGGUGUCCAUCGCUUCUCUCAACACCGUUCUGACAUCGCCACCGGCCAAACUCACCGUCUACGAACAAGACGAGGUGAAAUUUUCGGAGCUCUCGCAAGACAUUCAGAUCUCUUCCGGCGGCAGUGUUCUGUUGCGCUGCGUCACAUCCUCCGCUGUGGAACAGUGCCGUUGGUCGCUCACGCCCGUCAACUCCAACACCACCGUGGUGGUAAAGCAAUUUCCGGCUGCCGGAAACGAGGCUCGCGACUGCAGCGUGCGUUUGAGCCACGCUCUUGCCGAACAGGAGGGACUUUGGACGUGCGGCGCCAGGAUACACGGCCGACAGAAUUACACGGACGCGCCGCCCGCGAAGCUGAGCCUUCUCGAGCCAGAACCCGUCACCAUUGCCGUUUGGGCCGCGCCGCAUCAGAUGGUCACUCUCGCUUGUAGAGUCGGAUCUGUGUCGUCGGAAGCCAAAUGUCACUGGAUCCACGCCCCGAAGCUUCACAUAUAUCAGAAUUCCAGCAAGCUCGCCAAGAAGACAAGACAUAAUCUGCAAAUGGAUUAUACCACGGGCAUAUGCAAACUGGUAUUUAAACCGGAUCAUUCCGAUCUGGGAAAAUGGACCUGCAGAUUCACGAUCAGCGAUGAGAAUUCCGAUAUCGAGAUAGGAAGCGCGACUCUCGUUCUUCUCAACACUUUGGCAGACGAGAAACUGGGAUGGAUCGUGGGCGCGUUGACAGCCAUGAUCCUGUUUCUGAUGAUAAUAGUCGUCGUGCUGGUGGUGUGCAAGGCGCGAAUCUUCGUCCGCAGAACGCCCGAGAUUCUUGAGACUUUACCACCCGACGAGAGAAAGCAGAGAAUUUGCGACGGCAGGUUGUACAGUGAAAAUCAGGGAAAGAUCAAUUUUCAGUUCGAGGACAGCAGCCGUGCGUCGAGUAUCGAAAGUGUCUUGCCUAACAGAAGUCCGCGCGCGUACGAUCGCGCGGAGAAACUUCACCGAGUAUCGUCUGCUAAAGUGUACGAGAAUGUUGGAUUAUAAAUAAUUGUACAUAAUUGUCAACAUUUUCUCUUCCUUCCGUCAGUGCGAUGUAAAAAGUUUUUCAU
Molecule: messenger RNA, 3694 nt
Organism: Pseudomyrmex gracilis
Lineage: Eukaryota; Metazoa; Arthropoda; Insecta; Hymenoptera; Formicidae
Exons: 11
Coding region: 1149-3629 (826 amino acids)
Source: RefSeq, a predicted model, not a curated record